This is a messenger RNA of Coffea eugenioides, 469 nucleotides long. Its product is annotated as 40S ribosomal protein S29. Gene Ontology annotation, biological process: translation. The transcript is spliced from 3 exons. Gene Ontology annotation, cellular component: ribosome; cytosolic small ribosomal subunit. Gene Ontology annotation, molecular function: zinc ion binding; structural constituent of ribosome. The coding region runs from base 98 to 268 and encodes 56 amino acids. The record is from RefSeq and is a predicted model, not a curated record. Lineage: Eukaryota; Viridiplantae; Streptophyta; Magnoliopsida; Gentianales; Rubiaceae.
AACCCUGUUAAACCUCCUCCGCCUUCAGUAAUUAGGGUUGGCUUUGGCAGAAAUUAGCAGCCGCUGAAAGCUUGACAGAGAGGAAGACGAUAUCGAGAUGGGACACUCCAACAUCUGGAAUUCUCACCCUAAGAACUACGGCCCUGGCUCUCGCGCCUGCCGUGUGUGUGGAAACUCGCAUGGUAUUAUCAGAAAGUAUGGCCUGAUGUGCUGCAGACAAUGCUUCCGCAGCAAUGCUAAGGAGAUUGGAUUCAUUAAGUAUCGUUGAAGGAAAAGGUCGUUGGCUCCUUGCUAGUGGAUUUUGUUAAGCAAGCUGCCAUUAGAGAUAAAUGGAUCCCAAGUUGUUAUUUGCUUUGUAUUUUGAACAAUUUUGGCUGUUCUAAUUUGUCAUUGAACUUGAAUUGGUAUGUGAAUCAACAAAUUCUACUAUAUGCUGUUCUUUAAUAUAGGGUAUCACAUAUUUUCUUGA